AAGAACCAUUCAAUGUGUGACUAAAUUCACUGCAAAGAACAAUAAUAAUUUAGUGUCAAAAUGGCUCUCCCAGUGAACAGACGUGUUGUAGGAUUGUUAAUAAAUUUCUUUAUAUUCAUACAAACAGUAUGUGGACAGUAUCAAAUACCUGAUGUGACCAUAAGUGCAUUAAAACCGAAAGGAUUUCGCGCGUCAAUACCUGAUGCACCAAACGUCAGUCUGUUUGUCUUCCAAGGGAAUGUGAACCGACCAAUAGGCAGCACUGAUGUCGGGACUAUUUCUGGAGAAGUUCUUCAAGCGAAGGAUGGAAGGUGGACGGUAGAAGAACCAGGGAUAGAACUGAAGAUCGGAGACGUCAUCAAUUACUACGUAGUGGUUACUGCGGACAGAGCUGGUUAUGUCAAGGAUAGACUCAGCUAUACUGUUACAGCUCUUGAAGACCGCACCAGCACCAGCGACUUCACGCCAUCACCACCGAAGCCUACACCGGCCCCUUCAGAAUGCAGACCAACAGCAACCUUAGUCCAAGGCCGCACUGUGUGCGCAGGCCAAACCAUAUUCGAAGAAAACUUUGACAAUUUCCGAGAUGACAUCUGGCAGAUUGAACAGUAUCUUCCUUCUUCGCCGAACUAUCCAUUCGUCUCCUACCAGCGUCUGACUUCAGACCCAACCGUGUCUGUAUCAGACGGCAAGCUCCGUAUCUCCCUCAGCUUGCAACAGCAGCAGCCAGGGUUCACAGCAGACUCCAUUUACACUGGAUCUAUCAACCUGUAUAGGGGGUGCACCUCCUCAGCUGAAGCAUGUAUGAAGCAGGCAUCUGGCGCAGAUAUCUUGCCCCCCAUCGUAAGCGGCAGGAUCAUCUCCAAAGGUUUCGCCUUCACGUAUGGAACUGUCACUGUAAGGGCGAAAAUGCCUCAAGGAGACUGGAUAUACCCAGAAAUUCUCUUGGAGCCAUUCCGCAACAAAUAUGGCAGUCCGCACUACAGCUCUGGAGUUCUACAAAUAGCAUCAGCCCGUGGAAACAAAGAGCUUAGCAGUGGGUCUACUGAUUACUCUAAUAAGGUUUUAUUUGGUGGCCCCAUAAUGGACCUCCAGUGUCACGACACAUUAUUAAGCAGUAAAAUACUGACCAACGAACGCUGGGGAGAUGACUACCAUGAGUAUUCCGUCCGAUGGGCACCAGAAAGAAUAAUACUAUCGGUGGAUGGUGUAGAGUGGGCCAGAGUGGAGCCUACAGCGAGUGGGUUGCGCGGUCGCUUCCCUGCGCAGUGCACGCAACUCCCGCGAGACUUGCUGCAGUUCGGAUCCAAAAUGGCACCGUUUGAUGACUAUUUCUACAUCACGCUGGGAGUGGGUGCAGGAAGCAUCACCGAGUUUCCUGAUGGAGUGAAGACAGCGAAUGAUCGUCCAAAACCAUGGAGUAACCCUGGGAGGAAGGCCCUCCUCAACUUCUGGCAGGACAUGGACUCCUGGUUUCCGACCUGGAACCAGCCUCAAAUGCUCGUAGACUAUGUAAAAGUCGUCGCCCUGUGAUACCUAAUACCUAUUUGGCCAAAUACUUAGCUGCGUAUAAUCUGAAAUAGUUUAAUGUUGGAACUAAUCAGGAACAUUUGUGUCAAACCGAAUUGGAUCCUUUUCAUAUAAUAUUUUUGGAAUAACUUUAACUCGCAUAAGUAUACUAGCCCAUUGAUUAGUUACAUUAUCGUGGCAUUCAGACACGAAGGAUUACCUACCUAUGUAACUUAAAGUUUCAUUAACAUGGAAAAGAAAUGCCUAUGACUAAUGUAAAAAAAGAACUAACAUUAUGGCUAAAAACUUUAUAUGAAAUUAAAACCGAAGUUAUGCAAAAACAAAAAAAACCUACUAUUUAUAAGUUCUUAUAUAAGUGAACAUAGAAUUUAUGAGACUGCUAAUGAAAUUGACCUAUAUUGUAAGAAAGCUAUUUUAUAUAUUGUGGGUGGGUUCAGCUGUCGGCUGUCUCGUACGGGAGUGAUUUUGUUUGAAAACUCGCCAUAUAUUUUUUUACGUAUUUUAAUAAGUAUAGUAAAUGACAAAAACAAGCAUGUCUUUUAUUUGCUGGAGUGUGA
Spodoptera exigua (beet armyworm) is the source of this 2087-nucleotide messenger RNA. The record is from the annotation of a GenBank genome assembly. NCBI's taxonomy places the organism in Eukaryota, Metazoa, Arthropoda, Insecta, Lepidoptera, Noctuidae.